Molecule: messenger RNA, 3687 nt
Organism: Cydia amplana
Lineage: Eukaryota; Metazoa; Arthropoda; Insecta; Lepidoptera; Tortricidae
Gene: dmt
Product: inner centromere protein A-like
Exons: 3
Coding region: 174-3527 (1117 amino acids)
Source: RefSeq, a predicted model, not a curated record
AAGUUAGAAAAACGAGCGAAAAUCGUGAGAUAAUUGUUUACGAUUAUGUUUUAAAUCAUCAAAACCACUUGUUGUUGAGUUAAAAAAUUGUAAUUUUAUGCAGCAGUGAAAUAAUAAUAGAUUACAACAGUUUAAAGUUAUCUUUUUACCAGUGAAAUGUGUAUUCCGGCAUAAUGCCUGCUAGGACCCGCACAGUCAGAGCGCCAAAAGCGUCCAAAGAAAAUGUAGACAACCUGCUCAAAAAUAAGGCGAAAAACACAGGGCAAGUCACAAAACCGGCACGUAAACCUUUGGCGGACAAAACGAACUCUGCUUCAGAUGAGAAUACUAGUCCAGAGCCUGUAAAAAAGGUUAUCAAGACGUCGAGCAAACCAAUACGAAAACCUAGUGCAACAGUUCCGGUUACUAAUGACGAAAACAGACCACGUAGAAAUAGGCGUCUGCCACCUAGAUAUGUUGAAAACGAAGUGUUAAACAAACUGUCUAACAGUAAAGAAAAUGCAGUUUCUCCUACCAAGUCACUUAAAAAAACCCCUGUUAAAAGCACCGUGAAUGUAGAAUCGCCAUUCAAAACGCCAACUACAGUACUAGAUAACAGUCUGCUUGCAAAUAGACCGAAGAGAGUCAGCAGGCUACCAUCUAAAUUUGAUGAAAACUCAAGUCCUAACAAGUUUGUUCCAACUCAUUGUCAUACUAGCACACCACUGGUGUCUAAAGCACAUGAGAAGCCUAAAGAUGUUAGAAAAGCGGUUGUUGGCAAACAGAAACAAUCCCAACAACAAAAAAUUGAAAAUGCACCAUUACAAAUAAUGCCACGAAGAGUUUCACCAAGAAAAGGUACAUUGCAGAAAGCAUCAUCACAAAAUACUUCAUCAGAAAAAGCUACCUCACGGAAAGUGACACCUCAAAAAAGUCCUCAAAAUCAAAUACCCAACAAAGUUACACCACAGAAAACUAAGGUCACUCGGAAAAAACUUGUACAAAAGAAAUUAAGUGAAGUUGUGAAGAACAACAUAGAUACAAACUUAAAUCAGAAACAAGAAAGGGUAAGACGGCUGAGAAACCCUGUCAAAUAUAAAGAGGAUACCCUAAGUCCAAAAGUAGAGAGUCCUGAAAAGAAAUCAACAAAUACUGAACGCAGGAAAAUUUUAAAAGCGAAUUCUUCAUUUAGAAUUCUAGAAGAGAAAAAAUCGAAAAAUGGUGAACAAGACAUUUAUGAAUUCACAUUUGACCCCUCUGAAGAACCUGCACCUCAAAAGAAGAAAAGGAAGAAAGUUACUACUAGAAAACCGACCAAACCAAAGACGAGAGUCUAUAACAACAAUUAUGAGAAAAACAUCGCAAGAGCUUUGGCAGACUUGAAAAAUGUAGUUACCAAACAAAAACCAGACAGUCAAACGGCCACAAAAACCACAAAUAGUGUGCACUCAGGUACGCAACAAGCAAGUAACAAAACAGUAGUCUCUGCUCCUAACCCAUCUUCAACAGUCAUCAGCACAGUUGCCGAGAUACACCCUGAUUAUGAGCAAAACAAGGCAAGAGCUUUGACAGACUUGAAAAAUGUAGUUACCAAACAAAAACCAGACAGUCAAACAGCCACAAAAACCUCUAAUAGUGUGCAACCAGGUAAUAAUGUUAUGCAACCAGCAAAUAACAAAACAACAGUCUCUGCUCCUAACCCAUCUUCAACAGUCAUCAGCACAGUUGCCGAGAUACACCCUGAUUAUGAGAAAAACAAGGCAAGAGCUUUGACAGACUUGAAAAAUGUAGUUACCAAACAAAAACCAGACAGUCAAACAGCCACAAAAACCUCUAAUAGUGUGCAAACAGGUAAUAAUGUUAUGCAACAAGCAAGUAACAAAACAGUAGUCUCUGCUCCUAACCCAUCUUCAACAGUCAUCAGCACAGUUGCCGAGAUACACCCUGAUUCUGAGAAAAACAAGGCAAGAGCUUUGACAGACUUGAAAAAUGUUGUUUCUAAACAAAAUCCGGAGAGUGAAACAGCCACUAAAAUCUCAAAUACUGUGCAACCAGGUAAUGUUAUGCAACAAGCAAGUAACGAAACAGCAGCACCUAACCCAUCGUCAAUAGUCAUCAGCACAGUUGCCGAGAUACACCCUGAUCCAGCCCAAAAUACAUCCGUAAGAAGUAAUGUGUCCACUAAACAUGUUUCAUACAGGGUUGAAGACAUAGCUGCUGAUUUUGAUGCUUCCAUGGAUCAUGAAAUUAACUACUCUCCAGUGAACUCUCCUCACAGAAUGGAACCAGAGCCAGAAAGUUGUCCAUCCAAUACAAACUCAGAGUACAUUAGGCCUGAUGAUCCUCUAAAUUUACGUAAUGAUUUAAGCUUUUUUGAUGACCAACCCGUCGCGAAUAGUAGUAUGAAUGCAUCAAAGAACCCAACUGCAACACCAUGGCGUAUUGAAUUUGAAAGUCUACCCAUUAAAUGGCAGGCAAACACAUAUGUGAAACCAGACAUGACUCCCGCUUUAGAAAGCUCUUUUGUCAACCAUUUUGAUGACAGCAAGAAGAAACAUGUUUAUACUAACAUGGUUACAGAAUCUAAUAUGGCUUUACCAGAAAUAGAAGAUGACGCUCCUAAAUUAAAGCAAACAAGCAUAAUUUCAUUUAUCAAAGAAGUUGUUGAGAAGCAAUCUAAUAGAAAGAAGAGGGGAGCCUCAGCCACACCUACAAAAGCUAAUUCAUUAUUUGAUAUGCCUAAUAUAACAUCAAGAAGUGUUGCCACACCAAGGAAAGAAACAUCCGGGGCUUCCAACAACAGUGCAGAAAAUGAAAUUUGUGACAACAAACCACAGAAACGUAAAAAUAAUGUUGAUAAUAAUCCCACUCCAGCAAAACUACCUCGUAAAGACAAUGAGAAUACACUAUUCGGUUUUGAUGACAGCGGAAACCAGGACCAAGAGAAUGUUUCACCAGUAAAAGUUAAUAAUAACAGAUUACGAAGCCUCAGGUCUCGAUCAGGAGCUGUGCUCAAAGAAAUAAAUAAGCAAACGGGACCUAUGAGGGCUGAAUUACCCGCUGCAAUGAAAGCUAAGCUUCCCCCAAGCUCAGAGGCAGUAGAGAAGAUCUAUGAUCACAUGAAGUCUGCCGCUGAUGCACCGGUAUUGCUGGAUAAGCAGGGAGAUGCUGAGGUUACAAAUGUUGAGAUGGCUGAUGGCUUGGAAGAUGAUAGCCAAUCAGUGCAUUUAUUUGAAGACAUUGAGUUAAUUCAUCAUUUGAAGCCAACCCGCAAAAGCUAUGGCAAGGCCAGAAAGGUGGCAUUCCAAAACACAUCCGACAGCUCAUCUGAGACCGAAGCUCGCAACCAGUCCAGUGAUGAUGAACCCGACAACCUUGAAGACCUGAGCUUCCAUCUGCCGCAGGUCAAACCCAAGAAAGCCACUAAGAAGAAGAAAACUAAGAAACAGGUGCUGUCAAAGAAAGAGAAAGCGGAGGUGGACGCCUGGGCAGCAAGUUUCAACUCUAUGUGCGAAGAUAUUGAAGAGUUUGACUUGGUCGUUGAGUAAAUCUGAAAAUAUCAAUGAAAUCAUGUAGCAGUCUUCUAAGUUUAAUGCAAGAACAAUGAAAAUAGGUUGAAAUUCAAUGGAGAAUGUAUCCUUUUCAUUGCUUUUGACUAUUUUUAUGUCUGUUUGGUUAAACUGAAGAUUACCACAGGCUUAUUAGAGU